UACCCAGGACAGAACAUCCCAUCCUAAUUCUGAACCAAAGAUGGAAAUGCACCAAUGCUGGGACUCUCAAUGGCAGGAAUUCUUGAAAAAUGUGGCAGGGCUUCCCAUACCACCACCUCCUUUGGAAAAUAAUGGCACAGAUUCCCAGGCCUCCUCGGGAAGAGACAAAGAAGAUCCACAGCAGAAAAGUUCUGGGGAAGCCAGAAGGGAAUCUGUACUCCAAGGGGAUCCGAACAUCAGUGGGAAAGCCUGCUGGAUGGGCAGGGAAAAGCUGAAUUCCUCCGUGAAGGUGAAGGUGGAAGAGGAAGAAGUCAAUCUGGAGAGCCAGGCACCCCAGCCCUUCAGCUCCCAGGAUGCUGAGGAGCCCCAGAAGAUGUCUUCAAAGAGAAAGAACCCCAGUUCAACUGAAGCAAGGCGAAAGAGGCAUCGGAAAGCCGUUGAUCUCAAUUUGAAGAUGAAGAUCAUCAAAGCCUAUGAAGCUGGGAAGAAGAUGCAUAAAAUAGCGAAAGAAGAAGGUCUGGCUUGUUCCACCAUUUGUGCUACUGUGAAGGACAGGGAAAGGAUCAGAGAAGCAUUGAAAGGAGCCAUAGGAAUGAACACAAAUAUAACAAUAAUACAAAAACGCCACACCCCUGAAAUGGAACCACUCUUGAUUCUUUGGAUCAGAGACCGGAUACAAAAGAGGUUAGCUUUCUCAUUCAGAUUAAGGCACGCAGCCUUUUCACAACACUGAAGGAACAA
Messenger RNA from Thamnophis sirtalis, 741 nucleotides. The record is from RefSeq and is a predicted model, not a curated record. NCBI's taxonomy places the organism in Eukaryota, Metazoa, Chordata, Lepidosauria, Squamata, Natricidae.